AUGGAAGGCCAAGAGCACAUUGUGAUGCUGCCAUUUAUGGCUCAGGGCCAUCUCAUACCAUUCCUUGCACUGGCAAGGAAAAUCCAACAAAGAACAGGAUUCACAAUCACCAUUGCCAGCACCACCCUCAACAUCCAAUACCUCAGUGCAACCAUUGCCUCAACCUCAAACUCUCAAUUAGACUCCAACAUCCAUUUGGCUGAGCUUUCAUUCUGCAGUACGGACUAUGGCUUGCCCCCAAACGCCGAGAACACGGAGGACUUGCCUCUAAGCAAAAUAGCAGAUCUUGUUGCUGCAUCAACAGGUCUUGAGGCUCCUGCUCACCGCCUAAUCUUGGAUAUCAUCGCAAAAGAAGGCCGCCCGCCCCUUUGUAUUGUCUCUGAUAUGUAUUUUGGAUGGGCAGCUAAUCUUGCAAACAACUUAAGCACUAAAGAACUCAUCGACUUUGGAUUCAAGUGUUUCAAGGCAACGUGCAGGAAAAGAGUUGGGCAUACCUGCUGA
This is a messenger RNA of Prunus armeniaca (apricot), 501 nucleotides long. NCBI's taxonomy places the organism in Eukaryota, Viridiplantae, Streptophyta, Magnoliopsida, Rosales, Rosaceae. The record is from the annotation of a GenBank genome assembly.